CUUUUUUUCACGUCAAGAGUAGCCCUCAACCGUAUAAUUCAUUAAUCGGUGCCGAAAUACAGCCAAUGCCUUUGCCUCUGCUUUAAUCUAGCUAACAGACAAGACAUAUCUGUGAACGACUUGGAGUCUUUGCGUUCACUAGGAGAGCUAGAAAGACUCGUGCGGGCCCCCUUCAGCCAUCCUAUACCCUAUUACAUUGCGCUUUUUUGAGUGUAUGCAACCUCGAGACGAGCGAGCGCAUUUCAUUUCCAGUAGCCUCGACAGGGAAACUAUUUAUAUUGAUAUUUUAGGUGGCUCGAAUAGACGGGAAACGGCGUUAUGGUUUCUCCUGAGAUGACAAAGGAGACUGCUGGGAUAGACAUCAGCCCAGUUGGGAGUGCCGGGCAUGAUGACAGGCGGGUAGAUGAUGGCAGGGCAGCCAGAACCGAGGAACCUCUUCGCGAUGACAGCGACAGCGACGAAACAGAUACGCCCGAGAACGAGGAAAUUGGCCGUGCAAUCGACGAGCUCGAGAACCAGGAGAAGUCUUGGUUUGGCUAUUUAAAGACGAGAGACUUUUAUAUCGUCUUAAUUCUCGGGCAAAUCCUUGCAUUAUGCAUCACAGCUACGAACACUUUCUCCACGAAGCUUGUGAUGGCUGGCAACUCCAUUCCGGCAAUCCAAACUCUCUUCAACUACGUGCUGCUCACCUUGAUCUACACGACAUACACCAUCUAUACCUACGGUUUUAAGAAAUAUUUCAAGCUCCUUCUUGUCGAUGGGUGGAAAUACUUCAUCCUGUCAUUUUUUGAUGUGGAGGGAAACUAUUUCACCGUGCUUGCUUACCGAUACACAACGCUUCUCUCGGCGCAGCUACUAAACUUCUGGUCUAUCGUCUGUGUGGUCAUCUUGUCUUUCUGUUUCCUCAAAGUACGCUACAAGUGGGCCCAGAUUGCUGGUAUCCUCGUAUGCUGCGGCGGCAUGGGUUUACUACUUGCAUCUGAUCAUCUCCAAGGUACCAAUGGUGGUCAAGGUGUAGAUCAGCUCAAAGGAGAUCUAUUUGGCUUGCUGGGCGCCACAUUAUAUGGUUUAAGCAAUGUCUUCGAAGAGUGGUUCGUCAGUCGGCGUCCAAUGUAUGAGGUACUGGGAAUGCUCGGCAUUUUUGGUAUUCUGAUAAAUGGCGUCCAAGCGGCGAUCUUUGACCGAACAUCCUUCCACGAUGCAACCUGGAAUGGUGCCGUGGCGGGAUAUCUGGUUGGAUACACGUUGGCUCUCUCGAUAUUCUAUUCGUUGGCGCCUAUCAUCCUCCGAAUGGCAAGUGCGGCGUUUUUCGACAUCUCGCUGCUCACCGGAAAUUUCUGGGGCACGAUUAUCGGCAUUCAUGUUUUCGGAUACACGAUACACUUUCUGUACCCAAUCGCAUUUGUGCUUAUUAUCAUUGGUCUGAUGGUCUACUUCCUUGCCGGGUCUAUGUUGGGAGACAGCAAGAAGCCGUGGCUCGGAAAGAACCAAGAGCUCGGAGUCGAAGGUCUGGGUACCGCAAAGCGAAAGGCAGUAAAGCGCGUUAUCCGCGAGCGACAACCCGGACAGCAGGCAUGAUGUAAUUGGAGAAGAUCACAUCAUCGGAUGGGCCUGGAGAUCGGUUUCGGAAUUGAAGUGUUUCUUGGGUGAUUGGGUGGAAUACACGGGGCCGUUUAUAACUGUUUAUUUUACAUCAACUAUGUAUUGAACUUAAUGGGCUACACUCGUCCCAUGUAUCUAGCCUCCAAUAUAUAUUGAAACGAUGCUAUCAGGCUCGUGUUAAUAAUUAAUUUCAUUACAGAUG
Molecule: messenger RNA, 1804 nt
Organism: Pseudogymnoascus verrucosus
Lineage: Eukaryota; Fungi; Ascomycota; Leotiomycetes; Thelebolales; Thelebolaceae
Exons: 2
Coding region: 319-1578 (419 amino acids)
Biological process (GO): transmembrane transport
Cellular component (GO): membrane
Molecular function (GO): transmembrane transporter activity
Source: RefSeq, a predicted model, not a curated record